Carica papaya (papaya) is the source of this 2808-nucleotide messenger RNA. RefSeq names its product glutamine-rich protein 23 (gene GRP23). The record is from RefSeq and is a predicted model, not a curated record. Gene Ontology annotation, molecular function: protein binding. Lineage: Eukaryota; Viridiplantae; Streptophyta; Magnoliopsida; Brassicales; Caricaceae.
ACCCCAUCAAUCGUCUUCCCCAGUCCAAACUAGGGUUUAAGCGAAUCUCUGUUUCUCCUAGGAAACUCAUCACCAUGUCCCUUUACCGUCUCCUCCUCCGCGCUCGCCGUCCAUCUCUUUCCUCUCAAUCCCUUCCACUUUCCCUCCACCACUUCCACAAUCUCUCACUUUCCCAAGAUGCUCCACUACCAAACCCUACGCCUCACUCUCCUGAUCAGAAUCCGAACUCCGAUCCUAACCCAAAUCCCAACCCCAACCCUAGUUUUUCCCCGCUCAUUUCUUCACUUCCACACCGCACCAUGGCCUUCUCUUCCGCCGAAGAGGCUGCCGCCGAGCGUCGCCGCCGGAAACGGCGCCUCCGCAUCGAACCGCCACUUCAUGCUCUCCGCCGUGAUCCCUCGUCUCCUCCUCCGCCUCGGGAUCCCAACGCUCCUCGCUUGCCGGACUCCACCUCCGCUCUCGUAGGCCCUCGGCUCAACCUCCACAAUAGAGUCCAGUCGCUUAUCAGAGCCUCCGAUCUUGACGCCGCUUCCCGCCUUGCCCGGCACUCUGUAUUCUCGAGCACUCGUCCCACCGUCUUCACCUGCAACGCAAUAAUUGCUGCCAUGUACCGUGCCAAGCGCUACAACGACGCUAUCGCUCUUUUUCACUUCUUCUUCAAUCAGUCCAAUAUAGUUCCUAAUGUUGUCUCCUACAAUCAGAUUAUCAACGCGCACUGUGACGAUGGAAGAGUUGAUGAGGCUCUCAAUGUUUACCGACACAUUCUGGCCAAUGCUCCCUUUAGCCCGUCUCCUGUUACCUACAGGCACUUGACCAAAGGGUUGAUCGAUGCUGGAAGAAUCGGGGAGGCCAUGGACUUGUUGAGGGAGAUGUUGAACAAGGGGCACGGAGCUGAUUCCUUGGUCUACAACAAUUUGAUUAGUGGGUUUUUAAAUUUGGGAAAUUUGGAGAAGGCUAAUGAGCUGUUCGAUGAGUUGAAGGAGAGGUGUCUUGUGUACGAUGGUGUUGUGAACGCAACGUUUAUGGAGUGGUGGUUCAACCAGGGAAAGGACAAGGAGGCCAUGGAGUCGUAUAAGUCCUUGUUAGAAAAGAAGUUCAGAAUGCACCCUACUACUUGUAAUGCCCUUUUGCAGGUUUUGCUCAAGCACGGUAAGAAAACAGAGGCUUGGGCUUUGUUUGGUGAGAUGCUGGAUAAUCACACUCCGCCAAAUACUCAAGCUGUGAAUUCGGAUACCUUCAAUAUAAUGGUAAAUGAGUGUUUCAAGCUUGAGAAAUUCUCUGAGGCAAUUGAUACAUUCAAGAAGGUUGGGACGAAGCCAGGUUCAAAACCUUUUGCCAUGGAUGUUGCAGGCUAUAAUAAUAUCAUCACGAGAUUUUGUGAGCACGGAAUGUUAUCUGAAGCAGAGACGUUCUUUCAAGAAUUGACAUCAAAGUCAUUGUCUCCUGAUGUCCCAACUUACAGGACGAUGAUUGAUGCCUAUCUGAAGGCAGAGAGAAUUGAGGAUGCUUUGCAGUUACUGAAUAAGAUGGUAGAUGCUAAUCUGAGGGUGGUAGCAAGCUUUGGGACAAGUGUUUUUAGCAAGUUGAUUAACAAUGGCAAGGCUGAGGAGUCUGCGCAGGUUUUGACUAAAAUGGGAGAGAAAGAUCCUAAGCCCGACGCAGCCAUUUAUGAUGUUGUGGUCAGGGGGCUGUGUGAUGGAGGUGCACUUGAGACAGCAAAGGAUAUGGUGGAUCAGAUGAUGAGGUAUGCUGUUGGUAUUACACCAGGGCUUCGGGAUUUUGUAUGUGAGGCUUUUGAGAAAGCAGGGCGAGAUGAAGAGAUUGAAAGAAUCUUAAAUGCAAAUAGGUUCGGUUAUGUUGCUGGGGGAGCGAGAUCACCUCCAAUGGGACCGCCAAGAAUGGCAAGGGGACCUUCAUCAGGACACUCACAAAUGCCAUGGCACCGGCAGGCACAACGAUCACCUCAUACGACAAGUCGGGCCGAGCAGCCACCUCCCAUGGGAGGCCAGCAGCAGCCUUUAGGUUCCUAUCAAACAGCAGACCAGCAGCCUGUAGGUUCUUCUCAAAUGGCAGGGCAGUGGCAGCCUGUAGGUUCCAAUCAAACAAAUGUGCAGCAGCCAUUAGGUUCCUAUCAGUCUGCAGGGCAGCAGCCUAUUGGCUCUUAUCAUCAGCAGUCAUCUUGGUCUCAUCAAAUGCCAGGCCCGCAGUCAACUUGGUCUCAUCAAAUGCCAGGGCGGCAGCCAACUUGGUCUCACCAAACGGCAGGACAUCAACCAUCAUGGUCUCACCAAAUGGCAGGACAGCAACCAUCUUGGUCUCAUCAAACGGCAGGGCAGCAACCAUCUUGGUCUCAUACGGGGCAGCAGCCAUCAUGGUACAAUCAAACAGCAGGGCAGCAUAAUUCAGGAACUCCACAGACAUGGAGUCAGCAGGAUUCAUCAGGAGCACAACAAAUGACACCACAGACACACACAUGGCCUUCUCAGAUGGAAGGGCAACUGCAAUCAGGGCCUUCUAAAAUGGAAGACCAGCAAACAUCAGGAUCUGAUCAGUGGAAGGAGAACUGGCAACAGGUUGCAGCUUGAUUCUUGCGCAGACGGAUAUAGAUAAAAUGGCCAGCUCUAUAAUGCUUUCAUUUCUGAGUUGGGCAAAAAAACCUCUUUACAUCAUUAUUUAUCCCAUUUAUGAGUUGGCCAGUUUUGCUUGAAGCAUAAUAAUGAGUUGGUUUUGGCCAGGAGGCUCAGUGUAUAUGUUAUGCAUCUAUUCAAUGUUAUAUUGUUAUGGAAAAUGAAUUAACCAUUUUUGUAG